GAACUAAAGAAAGGAACAUUGUAGGUGGCAGAAUAUCUCUUCCACCCUGAAGGUGAUAGAAUAUCAACCAACUAGUAAAAACUCAAAUAGACCCUUUAGAAUCUGCUUCUGCAUUCUUCGACCUGACUUUGGGGAAGUUUUCAGAAUGAAUUUCCUGCGAAGGCGUCUCUCAGACAGUAGUUUUGUGGCUAACUUGCCAAAUGGUUACAUGAUGGACCUUCAGCGUCCAGAUAAUUCCACCAGCAACCCUGUUUCCCCAGCAACAGAGAGGAGGCAGCAGCCAAUACAGCAACCAACUGCUCUUUCUUCUGGUACCAGCAUAUUCAACUCCAUCUCCAGUGCCAUGAAGCAAACCACACAAGCUGCUACAGGACUCACAGAGCCAUCAGCAACACCUGUCCCUGUAGCCCAACAGAAGCCCCAAAUUCUCUUGAUAAUUGAUGACCCCCACACAGAUUGGCCUAAGUAUUUUCAAGGAAAGAAGGUGAAUGGGGAAUAUGAGAUCCGAGUGGAACAGGCAGAGUUUUCAGAACUCAACUUGGCUGCCUAUUCUACUGCUGGCUGUAUGGUAGACAUGCAGGUCAUCAGGAACGGCACAAAAGUGGUCAGAUCUUUCAAGCCUGAUUUUGUUCUCAUCCGUCAGCAUGCUUACAGCAUGGCCUUAGGAGAAGACUUUCGCAGCCUUAUCAUUGGCCUGCAAUAUGGUGGGGUCCAUAGUGUCAAUUCCCUUUUCUCUAUCUACAAUUUCUGCAGCAAACCCUGGGUGUUCUCUCAACUAAUUAAGAUUGUCAACUCAUUGGGUCCUGAGAAGUUCCCUCUUGUAGAACAAACAUUCUUCCCAAGCCAUAAGCAGAUGAAAUGA
Messenger RNA from Thamnophis sirtalis, 862 nucleotides. The record is from RefSeq and is a predicted model, not a curated record. NCBI's taxonomy places the organism in Eukaryota, Metazoa, Chordata, Lepidosauria, Squamata, Natricidae.